Fibroporia radiculosa is the source of this 3348-nucleotide messenger RNA. RefSeq lists its product as uncharacterized. NCBI's taxonomy places the organism in Eukaryota, Fungi, Basidiomycota, Agaricomycetes, Polyporales, Fibroporiaceae. Gene Ontology annotation, biological process: protein phosphorylation; signal transduction; fungal-type cell wall biogenesis. The record is from RefSeq and is a predicted model, not a curated record. Bases 1 to 3348 code for a protein of 1115 amino acids. Gene Ontology annotation, molecular function: diacylglycerol-dependent serine/threonine kinase activity; ATP binding. The transcript is spliced from 12 exons.
AUGUCGGUCAAGGCGAACGAACUGGACCAGAAGAUCCAAGAUGUCUACAAGCGCAUCCAGACCGAGCGUAAUGUUUUGGAUGGGCUUAAACGCUUCCGCCAGGCCACCACCAAUCCGGAUGUCCUCAGAGGGACCGAUGCAAAGUUUAGAGAAGCAGAGCGCUCGCUCUCCUAUUUCGAGGACACUCUCCGCCAGUUGCAGGCUCGCAAGAUGAUGCUAGCCCGCGACGAUCAACAGAGAUCAGGAAGCCCGGGUCCUGGUCAGCGUCCUGGGCGUGCGGCUGACACUAAUCGCAAUGCUCAGUCGCAGUAUUCAGAUGGGUCAAGGCGUGGCGCACAGAGCCCCCAGUCUCCCGAUGUGCGCACGUCAGGCGGGAGCUUUCCGGGAGACGAUGCGUUCAGCACCCCUGCGAAGACGUACACAAAACUCGAUCUUAUUAAGGCGGACACACCUCAUACCACAGCCAAAAUUUCGUGCAUGCUUCAUGAGCUCGAGUUUAAGUUACAGGUCGAAAAGCAGCUAAAGAAAGGUAUUGACAAGAUGGCUAAGGUGUUUCAAGCCGAGGGCGAUAAACGAUCAAGAGCGGAGGCUGAAAGCAAAAAGAUAGAAAGCGAGAGAAAGAUACAUCUACUGCAAACUGCCCUGAAACGCUACGAGAAAUUACAUAUCUUAGAUGAUGCCAAUGAAGAAGAAGAUAUAGAGAUUAAUCAAAAUAUGCCAGGCCCCUCCGGCGUUGGCGUUCCCGGUGUAGACGGGGAGAGAAAGGAUAUUCGCUCCAAGAAUCUAUCCGGAAAGCUCCAGGUUACACUGAAAGGCGCUCGCGAGCUGGAGCAUGCCCCUCUCGCAUCGCGGUCUCGCUCUGCGUCAAAACAGGUCGAGACCUUCAUUUCUUUCAAAGUGGAAGGCACUGAACGUGCUCGCUCGCAUCCUUCCCGAACCGAUCGUUGGAUGGAGGACUUCGAGAUUACGAUAGAGAAGGCCAACGAAGUGGAGAUUACAGUUUACGACAAGCAAGUUGGGGAGGCACAUCCCGUUCCGAUCGGAUUGCUUUGGAUCAAGAUCAGUGACCUGGUGGACGCACAGCGAAAGCAGAAAGUCAUGAUGGAGACCGGCCAGGGGGGCUGGGUCACUGCUGGUGCCAUGGAUGGCGAUGCCGCUGCGAUUAGUGCUCAAGCGGGAAGCGUGGGCGAUAUGAAUGCACCUAUUGGUUUUGGUGAUAAUCGAGUCGUACCGCCGUCCUCCAUAUCUACGGCCCAGUCUGAGGGUAUUGAUGCUUGGUUCGCUGUUGAAGCUGCCGGCGCGUUAGCGCUUCACCUUAACUUCGGCAUGUGUUCAUUUUUUAAGGAGAACGUGCGUAAACGUCCGUUAGAUGCCCCUGGCGGUUUGGGUCGUCAAGGUGCUGUUCGCAAGCGCAAAGACGAGGUACAUGAGAUGAACGGACACAAGUUUGUUCAACGACAGUUUUACCAAAUCAUUCUAUGUGCGUUCUGCAACGAGUUUUUGCUCAAUGCAGUUGGCUACCAAUGUGAAGAUUGUCGGUAUACCUGCCAUAAGAAAUGUUAUGAGAAGGUUGUGACAAAGUGUAUCUCGAAGUCUAAUACUGGCGACGAUGACGCAGAGAAGAUCAAUCACCGGAUUCCUCACCGGUUUGAGCCGAUCACCAAUAUUGGUGCAAACUGGUGUUGUCAUUGUGGCUAUAUGCUCCCUCUAGGCCGCAAGAACGCACGAAGGUGUACUGAAUGUGAUAUUACUUGCCACGCCAACUGCGCGCACCUUGUACCCGAUUUCUGCGGGAUGUCGAUGGAGACCGCUAAUCAACUCCUGCGAGACUGGCGAGAUAUCAACAAAGCGCGAGGAGGCAAGACACUUGUUCAGCCACGUCGAGCAACUCAGCAUCAGCAGCUUACCUCGAUGCCUCAGCAAGCACCGUUAGACCAGAUCAGUAGCGACAUAGAGCGUAUGCAGGUUAUUGAACCUCCAGUUCCGCAGAAAGACGUUGUCUAUGGUCGCCCAGUUCCCCAAGGAGCUUCAGUGGAGAUAGCCUUUCCUGACCAGCGUACGGCAUCUCCAGGUCCAGGGACAUAUCCUGGACAGUCACCUCGACAGCCACCUAUAAGCCGACCAGCUGCCUCCUCGCAGCUUCCCACAGAAUCACCAUCACAAGCUAUCUCAGGACACUCCGGAUCUGGAGGGUACGAACCGCCAGAAGCUUACGGAUACCCUAGUUCACCCGCUCAACAAGCAGUCCCUCCGAAAGAACUACCUGGCUAUGCCGCUCGCCCUAGCCAGUCAGACCGACAACCCUCGCUGCCACCACCUUCUCAGCAGGUGCAACAACCGACGUCUCAGCAGUAUCGACCGCCUGCGCGUAAGCGAAAAGUUGGUUUGGACGACUUCAACUUCUUGGCCGUGCUUGGCAAGGGUAACUUCGGUAAGGUUAUGCUAGCGGAAGAAAAGACUACAAGUAGCCUUUACGCUAUCAAAGUCUUGAAGAAAGAAUUCAUCAUCGACAAUGACGAAGUUGAGAGUACGCGCUCCGAGAAGCGUGUGUUCUUAGCUGCUGCGCGAGAGCGGCAUCCCUUCCUUUUGGGACUCCAUUCAUGUUUUCAGACCGAAACACGUGUCUAUUUCGUCAUGGAGUAUCGCAAGCAAUUCUCCUUGCGACAAGCCAAAUUUUACGCCUCGGAAGUGCUUCUCGCCCUCGAGUAUUUCCACGCAAAUGGCAUCAUCUACCGUGAUCUCAAGCUGGAUAAUAUACUAUUGACUUUGGAUGGACAUGUCAAAGUGGCAGAUUACGGUCUCUGCAAGGAGGACAUGUGGUAUGGCUCGACGACGAGCACAUUCUGUGGUACCCCAGAGUUCAUGGCUCCUGAGAUCCUUUUGGAACAGCGCUACGGUCGCGCCGUUGACUGGUGGGCUUUUGGUGUUUUGAUGUAUGAAAUGCUACUAGGACAGUCGCCAUUCCGUGGGGACGAUGAAGAUGAGAUCUUCGAUGCUAUAUUGGAAGAUGAGCCGUUGUACCCAAUUACAAUGCCCAGAGAUGCAGUAUCAAUACUUCAGAAGCUACUUACCCGGGAUCCAGCACGACGACUGGGAUCGGGCAAAGCUGACGCAGAAGAGAUCAAACGACAUCCAUUUUUCAAGGACGUUAGCUUUGAUGAUGUACUAAACAAGCGGAUUCCUCCAACUUAUUUCCCUACAGUCAACGGCAGCGCUGAUACCAGCAAUUUCGACGAGGAAUUCACACGUGAACAGCCGACGUUGACACCAGUGCACACUCAACUCUCUACCCGUGACCAGGCUGAGUUCAACGGAUUCUCUUGGGUCGCGAGUUGGGCAGACGUUUAG